UAACGUGAAAUUAAACGCAACAAGCAGCUUGGUCGAUGAAACACAAUAAACCUUUUAUCAAAACCGCCUGCGGAUGAUAACAAGGCACGUGUCUCGUUCUGUUUUCUUCCUAUCGUUCGAUCAGCUGAUCAGUCAUGGAGGCUUCUGCCUUGAACCUGGCACACGAACGACAAAGGAGGGCUGAAGCAUUACUCAGAGAAGGACGUUUUGAAGAAGCAGCUGAUUGUCACGAAGCUGUUGUUCAGCUUUUAUCAGAGGCGUUUACACAACUUCAAUCAAACUUUACAGAACCAAGCAUCACGGAAUCUCACCCUUCCAUUUUAAUUGGUCAAAGUUCUAUACCAUUUGUUAGAUCCAUACAUACUGCAAUUACUUUGGAAUCUCUUGCACUUCAACGAGAUUAUCACAAAAGACAAGCAGCUGUUGUUAGAAUGAAGCAAGCUCAAUAUGAAGAAUAUAAAGCUAAUUUAGAAACUCAAAAGAGAGAUCUCAUUUCAAAGCAAAUAUUCAAGCAAAACGAAAAAGGAAAUUCUACGGAAUCUGCAUCCGAUAGAAACAACAGUUCAUUGCGUCAAGCAUUAUUUAGAACUAUAGAAGAGCAAGAUAGUUUGUUAAGCUUGAUAUUAUUACCAGAUACAGAAAGCAGUGCGUUCAAACAUCCAAAAGAUACUGGCACGGUUAUAGAAGAAUUAAAAACUGUUAAUUGUCAGUUGCGCUGUCUAGUUGGAAGCUUGUUAAGUCAAUUAGAAGCUAAAGAGGAAGAAGUGAAACAAUUGACAGAACGUUUGCAUGCUAUUUCUGUGAAUCCUAAUGAUGAAAUUAGGCCAGAUGAUACACAUUCGUUAUGUUUAGCACCCUUGCCACCUUUAACACCACUCGAAAUGCCAUUAUUUGAUUUUACAUCGUCUUAAUUACUUUUCUACCUCAUUAAGUAUUCACUGCUCUCUUUCUCUCUCUCUCUCUCUUUCUUUCUCUCUCUUUCAUUCUUCUGAAAAUAAUGUGGUUCAUUGUACUUACAAUUUUAUCGUGACAAUAGUAUGAAAACAGGUCAUCUAAAAAAUUCAUAUAGACGUAAUAUAAGAAAGAGAUUGAACAACAAACGAAUUGCACAUUAACAAUGUCGGUAUCAUUAUCAGAAUAACGUAUAAUUAUAUAUUUAUUACCGUACUCUUAUUACUUUUCAUUUAUUUAAUAUAACAACAAAGUUUCUUUAACUUUAAUUAACUUUUAUAGCUGCAUAGUACAAGUAAUUUGUAGUAAAAAAAAAGUCAUUACAUUUCUAUCUUAUAUCAGUCUUAUUUGACCAAAUUUAUUUGAUAAAUAGCUAUUUAUAUACUUAUAUACUUUGUGCACAAAUUUAUUUAUUAAUAUUUCAUUUCAUAAUAAUAUUCAUGUGAUUAGGAAGAAAACUCAUAUCUAUUUCGUAUAAAAAUUUUCUUCUAUUUUCUAUGAAUCUUAUUUAUAAAAUACGUAUUUGUCGAAAAAAGUGCGAACAAAGACAUUUUACAUUCUUAACUAUCGAAAGAAUUUUAUUCUUAUAUGUGAAACUUCAUCUCUAAUUAAUGUUAUUCACAGGGAACAAAA
Vespa velutina is the source of this 1584-nucleotide messenger RNA. RefSeq names its product nuclear receptor-binding factor 2-like. The transcript has 3 exons. NCBI's taxonomy places the organism in Eukaryota, Metazoa, Arthropoda, Insecta, Hymenoptera, Vespidae. The record is from RefSeq and is a predicted model, not a curated record. Gene Ontology annotation, biological process: autophagy. Bases 135 to 911 code for a protein of 258 amino acids.